Molecule: messenger RNA, 1383 nt
Organism: Empidonax traillii (willow flycatcher)
Lineage: Eukaryota; Metazoa; Chordata; Aves; Passeriformes; Tyrannidae
Product: one cut domain family member 2-like
Exons: 3
Coding region: 1-1383 (460 amino acids)
Biological process (GO): regulation of transcription by RNA polymerase II
Cellular component (GO): nucleus
Molecular function (GO): DNA-binding transcription factor activity, RNA polymerase II-specific; RNA polymerase II cis-regulatory region sequence-specific DNA binding
Source: RefSeq, a predicted model, not a curated record
AUGGAGCUGGCGAUGGAGAACCUGGGCAGCCUGCACGGCGUCCCGCACUCGCAGCCCGCCGAGCUGCUGAGCCCCGCGCACGGGCGGCAGAGCUCGCACCGCAACCUGGUGCCGCACGGCCGGCCAGCCAUGGUCUCGGGCAUGGCCUCCAUCCUGGAGGGGGGCGAUUACCGCGGCGAGCACAGCCUGGGCGCCCCGCUGCACCCCGCCAUGAGCAUGUCCUGCGAGUCGCCCUCCGGCAUGAGCCUGAGCAGCACCUACACCACGCUGACCCCCCUGCAGCACCUGCCGCCCAUCUCCACCGUCUCGGAGAAGUUCCACCACCCGCACCACCAUCACCACCACCACCACCCGCACCAGCGCCUGGCCGGCAACGUCAGCGGCAGCUUCACCCUCAUGCGCGACGAGCGGAGCUUGGCCUCCAUGGGCAACCUCUACAGCCACUACCCCAAGGACAUGCCGGCCAUGGGGCAGCCCCUGUCGCCGCUGCCCAACGGGCUGGGCAGCCUCCACAACGCCCAGCAGCCGCUGGCCCCUUACGGCCCCGCCGGCCACUUGCCCAACGAGAAGAUGCUCUCGCCCAACGGCUUCGACUCACACGCCGCGAUGCUGUCCCGGGGCGAGGAGCACCUGGCGCGGGGGCUGGCGGCGCCCAGCUCGGCCAUGAUGCCGCCGCUCAACGGGAUGCACCCGCACGGCCACCCGCACGGCCAGCCCGGAGCGUCGCUGCUGGGCGAGCGGGAGCGCCCCGCGCCCGGCCCCGGCUCCCAACCCGGCGGCUCCGGGCAGGUGGAGGAGAUCAACACCAAGGAGGUGGCUCAGCGGAUCACGGCCGAGCUGAAGCGGUACAGCAUCCCGCAGGCCAUCUUCGCGCAGAGGAUCUUGUGCCGCUCCCAGGGGACCCUCUCGGACCUGCUGCGGAACCCCAAGCCCUGGAGUAAGCUCAAGUCCGGCCGGGAGACUUUCCGCAGGAUGUGGAAAUGGUUGCAGGAGCCGGAAUUUCAGAGGAUGUCGGCGCUCAGGCUGGCAGGGUUUCGGGGUGCGAACUGGGGACGGGCUCGGCAGGGUGCUGCCGACCCGGUUUUUUCGCUUGGCCCCGGGAGUAUCCGGCCCCCGGGGCCGCUGCUGGAGCUCCUCCGCCGUCGGUACCGGGGCCGCGCUCUGGGGAAGCUCCGAGCCACCCCUCCGGUCACCGGCUGCGCUCGGCAGGAGGAACGGGACCCCCCUGUCCGUGUCUCCGGUUCCCGGCUGGGUCAGGGUCCCGCAGGGCCGAUCCCCGCGGCCUCGGACCGGCGCUGGGCCGAGGCUUCGCUGGAGAAACGUGGCUUUUCUGUGCGGAGGGAGGGCGGGGAUCGCGGGGAAAAACGCCAAGGGGGGGCAUAG